AUGGAGGCAGACUAUCAGCGGACACUGGCUGCAGAGCCGACAGCACCACAGUCGCUUCAUCCAUCGGGCAUCCUUCGUGAGCAGUCUGACUCGGCUCCUGACGAUAUCAGCAAGCGCUCAUGUGCGGAGACGUGUCAAGCCGGUGAUUGUCUGCAGAAGGUGCUGCACCAAUUGGUUUACACGCCGGUGCGCAUGAUCUCUGACGAGACUGUUCUCCAAGCCGUCACCAUUGGAAAGGACGUGGUUGCUCCCGAAGGAGCGUGCUUGUGGCUGGAGGAUCUGGCUACCAUCACUUCUUCUUUCUCAACGUUUAUUGAGUUCUACGAGAAGCGAGAUGUUGGCCUGAUGUCCGUGGUGCUGCGCUAUAUCCUCAUGGAUGGCUGUGCAGCCGGGCGCUUGGCGGCAGAGAAGGACAACGGUUUGUACGUCAAGUCCAUGAUUGACUUCUCGGCGCGGCCUGGUCGUGAUGAGCAGGAUGUCCAGCUGGUGCUGCCGCCUGUGUGGCGUGCCUGGGAGCAUGUGCCGAGCAACUUCCAUGGAAGCACGCUUGCCGGAGCUGUCCAGAUAUGGGAUGUGCUACGGGUGUACACGUUUCCAGCAAGACAGGCCGGCAUUUUCGUAGACCACGAGAUGCUCCCGCUCUUCCCGGCAUCCACGCGGCAGGUGUUUGCAGAGGCGGGGAAAACGCUGAACAUCUUCGAGGAAGAGAACGGGAAUGUUCUGCCGGUGAAUCAGGCCAAGGACAUGCGUGAAGACAAGCCGAAGCGUGCCGGGCGCAAAGCGGAGGGAGAACCUGUUACUCAGAUGCUGAACUUGCUUAUGUCUUUCCAGGAAGCUAAAGACCUCAAUGUGUCAGGCUCAGGUGUCCUGCAGAACAUAUUCGACAAUCCUCUCACACAGCUGCCAGAACGAGUCAUGGCCAAACAGCUGGUGAAUGCUUGGUCAGCACAAACAAGAGACGCAGCAGAGGUCUCCAAGUACUCCUCGCGGAGCUGGCCGCCCAGAAGGAGCUUCGCCUUUAGCCAAAGUAGCAGGAUCGAUCCAGUGGGCCAGCGCAG
Molecule: messenger RNA, 1058 nt
Organism: Symbiodinium necroappetens
Lineage: Eukaryota; Dinophyceae; Suessiales; Symbiodiniaceae
Source: the annotation of a GenBank genome assembly